GGAGGAGGAGGAGGAAGGGGGAAGGAAGGAGGCUCUCUGCCGGAGGCCAGGGGGAAGUGGCCGGAAGAAGGGCCCGCCGUCCUCCUCCCGCUCCUUCCACCUCGGAGGCGCCUGGGCUGUUGGCCGUCCUCCUCGAUGGGGAAGACGGCGUGGGACCAUCUGCUGGAGGCCCUGGAGGACCUGGGCGAGCAGGAGCUGAAGCGCUUCAAGGGCAAGCUGCGCGAGGUCCCCAUCAAGGCGGGCUACGAGCACAUCCCCAAAGGGCGCCUGGAGAAGGCCGACCCCCUGGACCUGGCCGAGCUCCUGAUCAGCUUCUACGCCGAGGACUACGCCCUGGAGCUGGCCGCCAAAGUCCUGGCCGAGGUCCACUGCAAGCCCCAGGCCGAGAGGCUCCGGGCUCGCUCCGGCAUCGGUGGUUGCAGUUAUCCUCAGCCCUCUGUGCCAUCUGCUGGUGCCACCUCAGGAACAAAUGGGAGCCAUUUUAUCGACCGCUACAGGGAAGACCUUAUCAAUCGGACUGCUUCGGUUGAGCCAGUGCUGGAUCGCUUGCACAGUUCAGUCAUAACAGAAGCGCAAUACCAAAAAAUCUGUGCAAAGGAAACUAACCAAGAGAAAAUGAGGGAGCUCUACAAGCUCAUGCCCAGCUGGAACACCACUUGCAAGGAUAAGCUGUAUGAGGCACUGAAGUCCCAAAAUCCUUACCUUAUCGACGACCUCGAAGGGAAAUGAGACCACAAAACAGAGGAAAAUAGAGUAAUAUUGUUCAGUGAUACUGUACAGGAUAUCCAUCUUCCUAUGUAAAAGACAAUGCCGUAGAAAGUCUUCUCUGAAAUAUGGAUUUUUUAAAUCAUCUGCUAGAGAAAAGUCAAAAGGACUUGCCACAAAAUGUUGCCUUUUGUGCUAAAAGGAAUGCUUUCAUUCGGGUAUUUUGCAGGGUGAGGGGUGGGGUAGGAGAAAAUACAGUUUUCUAUAUAAAUCCUAACAUUCCCUUUGCGUCUGUUAUGAGAGAGGAACAAAAAAGACAGACACACAUGGUCCAAUCAAUUUCUACUUCUGCACUUUUGUAAUUCAGAAAUGUACAUUUUUUUGCUUACCUAGAAUGUCCCCUUGAUAUAUAGAAACUACAAUCUUAUUCUGGGGUGCAGUAGUUUCUCCCCCAUAUGUUCCCAAACAUCUGAAUGAGGAUCAUGGACCUGCAAAAUUGGUGGUCCUAAAAACAAAAAUUAAAAAAUGUGUGCUGGUUUUAUAGGAAUUUGCCAUUCUAAAUAAAAAAAAAUAGCCCCAGAUUUGCUCAAACAGAUAGAUUUUUCAGAACUUGCUUACAUGUUUCUGUGUUGUAGCUGAAUGAAAUGAUCCUGCAAAGAGUAAGAAAGGUGUUAAACUCUUCUAAUAGACUGGCAAAACAUUUUAAUUCACUGAUAUGAAACAGAAAAUCCAUUCAAAAGCACAGAAAGAAAUCGGACUGAAACAUCAGCAUCCGCCCUCAAUCAAAGCUGUGACAACUGAAUUGAUUAAAAUUAAAAUUAAAAUACUGAAUUUGUGAAAGAA
Sceloporus undulatus (fence lizard) is the source of this 1548-nucleotide messenger RNA. RefSeq names its product apoptosis-associated speck-like protein containing a CARD. The record is from RefSeq and is a predicted model, not a curated record. NCBI's taxonomy places the organism in Eukaryota, Metazoa, Chordata, Lepidosauria, Squamata, Phrynosomatidae. The coding region runs from base 136 to 729 and encodes 197 amino acids. The transcript is spliced from 3 exons. Gene Ontology annotation, biological process: inflammatory response; regulation of apoptotic process; innate immune response.